Molecule: messenger RNA, 1899 nt
Organism: Orussus abietinus
Lineage: Eukaryota; Metazoa; Arthropoda; Insecta; Hymenoptera; Orussidae
Gene: Caf1-105
Product: chromatin assembly factor 1 subunit B
Exons: 6
Coding region: 98-1762 (554 amino acids)
Biological process (GO): DNA replication-dependent chromatin assembly; nucleosome assembly
Cellular component (GO): CAF-1 complex; nucleus
Molecular function (GO): protein binding
Source: RefSeq, a predicted model, not a curated record
CGCAUAUGUGAUUAGGGUGUUAUUUAGCACUGUGUUGAAUAUUUAUUUAAUUAUUUGUUAGACAUCUAAGAUUUAUAAUUAAAUAGACGCAAGAAUUAUGAAGUGCACCAUUCCUGAAAUUUCGUGGCAUAAUCGCGACCCAGUAUUGAGUAUUGACAUACAAAAUGGGAAUAUUAUUGGGCCGAACAAUGAAGUUUCUUGGCGUCUGGCAACCGGAGGAGCUGAUUCUCAUGUUCUGAUUUGGCAUUUAACCAUCAAUGAAGUAGGAGCAGCCGUAAUAACGUGUGUGGCAGAUCUUACACGUCAUCAAAAAGCAGUGAACACUGUGCGUUUUUCACCGUCAGCAGAUAUUCUAGCUUCAGGGGAUGACGAGUCUGCCAUCAUAUUAUGGAAACAAAGGGAAGAAUCUGAACUACCUCCACUUACAAAUGAUGAGACUCAAAAUAAGGAACAAUGGACCUCAUGGAAAGUUCUCAGAGGCCAUAUGCAAGAUGUAUAUGAUGUUAGUUGGUCCCCUGAUUCUAAUUUUCUUGUAUCGGGAUCGGUUGACAAUACAGCUAUACUAUGGGAUGUUCAAAAAGGAAGAAGUAUUUCCAUAUUGUCUGACUAUAAAGGAUUCGUGCAAGGUGUCUCCUGGGAUCCAUGUAACCAAUACAUUUGCACUAUAAGUACAGACAGACAAUGCCGCUUAAUAGAUGUGAAUACAAAGAAAACUAUUCAGCGUGUUCAUAAAGCUAAAAUUCCAACACCAAAUGGUUCGUCCUUGGAGGGAAAAAUGGUACGAUUAUUCCAUGAUGAUACUUUCAAGUCUUUUUUCAGAAGAUUAACGUUUACGAUAGAUGGUUCAUUAAUUAUAGUACCCUCUGGUAUUAUUGAACCACAAGAUUCAACUGAGAGAUCACUAAAUGCAACAGUAGUAUUUUCACGAUAUAAUCUGAAAGAACCUAUUGCUAUUCUGCCAUCAUUAAAAGAAAGUACCAUUGCUGUCCGUUGUUGUCCACUUUUCUUUCAACUAAGGGAAGAUGGACCUACAUCAAUGAUAGCUUUACCAUAUAGAAUGGUAUUUGCUGUUGCUACACAACACUCGGUAUUAAUUUAUGACACACAGCAAACAUCGCCUGUUGCAACUAUCUCUAAUAUCCACUAUACUCGCUUGACUGAUUUAGCUUGGUCAUCGGAUGGAAAAAUGUUAGUGGUAUCAUCCACGGAUGGUUACUGUUCAAUAAUAAAUUUUCAUGAAGGAGAAUUAGGAAAAACAAUUGAAAGAGAAGUGUUACCUAUGAAUAAAUCUAUCACUGCUGCAAACAAAUCGUCAGUUUUGAAUAAACAAAAUGACAGUAAAAUAAAUCAAACUCAAAAUGUACUUCUGGAACUGGAUAACAAUGCAAUGGAUAUUGACAUUGCAAGCAUAAAAUCAAUUGAGUCAAUUAAUGGAAAGGAGGAACAUAAAGAAAUUGAAGAAAAAAAAGAAAUUAGCAAGACUGAGAUUAAUGUCAAGCCAAUUCAGACUUCAUUAAAAGAUAAUAAUUGCCAUAACGACAUUGAGGAGACUGAAGACAUAAGACUCAUAUACAGUGAUGAUAGCAACACCGAAAUCAUAAAAGAAAAAAGUAAAAGUACUCCUUCUAAAUUGGAAAUUGAAUUGGAAAAUAAUAAAAAUACUCCACCGAAAGUAGAAAAACCACCUGUGCUUACAGCAAAAACUCCUCGUAGAGUACAACUGAUUACAUUAUCAAGCCCUAAACGAACGAAAAAAGACUAAGUAUACAAGAAACUCUAAUCUGUUUUCAAUGUAAAUAAAUGUAUGCAUACGUUAAGCUUCUAAUUACUAUUUGUACUUCUAAGGCAAUAUCAUCACUUGAUAAUUGAUAAGGAAUAAUUUGCAAAGCAAUUAGACAU